GCGCGCACGUGACUGGGAGGGAACUACAGCUCCCGGCAUGCCGUUCGCCCAGCCACUUGCCCUAGUAUGGCUGCGCCCAGGCUGGGCUGAGCGGCGCGAGCGCGGUUUAUAGUGGGGCUGAGCCGCCAAGACUCACCAUGUCAAAAAUCUCCCGUGCUGCCAAAGCUGUGAAGAAGGUCAAUCCCGGGAAUGUCAUCCGAAUGAUCAUCAGGGCAGGGCAGGCGGUGCCGGGGCCUCCCCUGGGGCCUGUCCUGGGUCAGAGGGGUAUCCCCAUCGGGCAGUUCUGCAAGGACUUCAAUGAGCGAACCAAAGACAUCAAGGAGGGGGUGCCGCUGCCCGUGCGCAUUCAUGUCAAGCCAGAUAGAACCUACGAGAUCCAGAUCAACCAGCCGACGGCCUCGUAUUUCCUCAAGGCAGCUGCCGGCAUCGACAAGGGGGCAGCGCGGACCGGGCAUGAGGUGGCUGGCAUGGUGACCCUGAAACAUCUGUACGAGAUCGCGCUGGUGAAGUCCAAGAACCACAAUUUUGUAGUGCAGGACAUGAGCCUGGAGAAGGUGGUGAAAUCCCUCAUUGGCAGCGCCAGAACGCUGGGCAUCAAGGUGGUGAGAGACCUCAAUGCAGAGGAAUACGCCAUGUUCCAGCAGCAGCGCGAAGAGGCCUUGGCGGUAGCAGCAGCAGAAGCCCAAGCUGCGGAGUUGGCAGCAGCUGCCAAGAAGAAAUGAGCUUCAGGACACCAGGCUCCCUAGGGAGCUGCAGGGCCAGCAAGUCCAGAUCCCACAUUCCUGGCCCCAGGGUCAAAGCCCCACUCUGGGCAUGGGGAGCUGGGGACAUCUGCUCAGGAGCAGCAAGUCAGUCAGUCCAUCCAUUCCUCCCACCCCGUUCCCCUAUCCUGGCCACCUUUGUCCCAUGGAUUGCCUCUAUGGAGAAUGGGAGUUAGCCACCCACCCCUCAGAGCCAGUCCGCCUUUAAAACGUGCCGAGUUGUUUUGGUGCAAUUAAAAUCUCCACUCAAUAAAGCCUCAGUGUGACCCCCCAAA
Messenger RNA from Pelodiscus sinensis (Chinese soft-shelled turtle), 1036 nucleotides. It is a transcript of the gene MRPL11, whose product is annotated as mitochondrial ribosomal protein L11. Gene Ontology annotation, molecular function: large ribosomal subunit rRNA binding; structural constituent of ribosome. The record is from RefSeq and is a predicted model, not a curated record. Gene Ontology annotation, cellular component: mitochondrial large ribosomal subunit; ribosome. Gene Ontology annotation, biological process: translation. Lineage: Eukaryota; Metazoa; Chordata; Testudines; Trionychidae.